GAAGAAGUGCAGAAACUUCUUUCUCUGGAUUCGCUGCCUGUCUUCUCCAAGCUACUGGUGGGUUCCGCACCAGAUCUGACCUCUGAGCACCGUUCAACCCCAGCAGAGCUGUUCUUACAGGAUUCCUUUAGGAGCAGAUUCAGGAUGAGUAUCCAGAGACCCCUGAGACUCCUGAACCUGGCAGGAAAGAGCCUACUAACCAAUGAGGCCUUGACCAUUUCCACUCUGGAGCAUCUGCCCAUCGAGCUCUUCCCCCCACUCUUCAUGGAAGCGUUCUGUGGAAGACACAGAAAGACCUUAAAGGCCUUGGUGCAAGCCUGGCCCUUUGUCCGCCUGCCUCUGGGGGGCCUGAUGCAAAUGCCUCAUCUGCUAACGUUACAAGCAGUGCUCGAUGGACUUGAUGUCCUGCUCACACAGAAGGAUCGUCCAAGGAGGUGCAAACUGCGUGUGCUGGAUUUAAGGAAUACUGGCCAGGACUUCUGGAGAAGGUGGUCUGGAUCAAGCGUCCAUGUGUCCUCAAGCUUUUCAAUGGCACCAGGGGCUGAGGACAGGCCGGGGACCGAGCAGCCCUUGGCUCCCUUCAAGGUGUUCAUAGAACUUCACCUCAAGGAAAGGAGCAUGGAUGGAUUUCUCACCUGCCUUAUGAGAUGGGUGGAGCAGAGGAAAGCGUCCAUACACCUGUGCUGUAAGAAGCUGAGGAUUAUUUCAUUUUCCAUGGAUAAAAUUAUGAAGGUUCUGAGCAUAGUGCAGCUGGACUGUAUCCAGGAGGUAUACUUGGAUCGCACCUGGCAUCUGUCCACCCUGGCCACAUUUGCUCCUCUCCUGGGCCAGAUGAGCAAUUUGCAGAAACUCCUCAUCUCCCACAUCCACAUGCCUGAUCCUGAGGAGCAGGAGGAAGAACACGUUGUCAAAAUUACUUCUCAGUUCCUAAGGCUGCACCACUUCCGUGAUCUCCAUCUGGAAUCCCCCUUCUACCUUGAAGGCUGCCUGGACCAGAUGCUUAGGUGCCUGAUGACCCCCUUGGACAACCUUGGGAUUACUCGCUGCCUGCUUACAAAUUCAGACCUGACCCAUCUGUCUCAGAGUCCAAACAUCUGUCAGCUAAAGGGCCUGGAUCUGAGUGGGGUCACCAUGACCUACUCUAGUCCUGAGCUCCUCCCAGCUCUGCUGGAGAAAGUUUCAGCCACCCUCCAGGAGCUGUACUUAGAGCAAUGUGGUAUCAGGGACUCCCACUUGGAAUCCAUUCUGCAUAUCUUGAGCCACUGUUUCCAGCUCAUGUCCUUCAGUCUCCGUGGGAACCUCCUCUCCAUGGCCAUCCUGGAAAAGCUGCUGCGACACACCUCUGGGCUGCCCAGGUUAAGUCAAGAGCUGUACCCUGUCCCUCAGGAAGGUUUCAGCUCUGAUGGGAUCCUCCAAACCAGGAGACUUUCCCAGUGUCAGGCUGAACUGGUUGAGAUCCUGGAGGACUUGGGACAUCCCAGGACCAUCUGCAUUAGCUUCAUGCCCCUGUCCACCCUGUGGAGAUAACACAUUCUAUUGUCCUGAGCCCAUCAUAUACGGUGAUGACACCCUUGCUUAGUCCGUAGCAUCAAUGGAAGGCUUUCUUCUGAGCACUUGAAAACUGAAAUCUAGGACAAGAAACAUCAUGAAAGGGAAAUAAGCCAUGGUUUCAGGCAUCUGCUCAAUGUGAAUGUGAAAAGGAAAGGUGAUCUGCAGGGAAGCAGGAUUGCCUAGGGAAAUACUGUCUCUUGGGAUAGAAAUGCUUGUAGAGUCAGAACUAAGAAACUACAUUUCUUUAGGUGGAUUUGAGCUUGAGACUCACAUGUUGGAGUAAUCCCUGGGUAGAUGGCUGUAAAGAAAUGGUCGGAAAUAAAGAGUCCCUCAUUGUAAACGGA
Messenger RNA from Bubalus bubalis (water buffalo), 1895 nucleotides. RefSeq names its product PRAME family member 8-like. Gene Ontology annotation, biological process: negative regulation of DNA-templated transcription; positive regulation of cell population proliferation; negative regulation of cell differentiation. The record is from RefSeq and is a predicted model, not a curated record. Lineage: Eukaryota; Metazoa; Chordata; Mammalia; Artiodactyla; Bovidae. Bases 145 to 1527 code for a protein of 460 amino acids. Gene Ontology annotation, cellular component: cytoplasm. The transcript has 4 exons.